GAUUGUUCAGUAUGUUUACAUAGUGGCCACAGAGGAAACUUCUUGUUUUUUCUGUCUAUUCCCUGAAGAUGGAGGAAAAUUUAAUCCAUUGUUGUCAUGAUUUAUGGCAAAUAGAUGGUGUUACAUCUUUGGGAAAUAGUAAAUAUUUUGGAGUAGAUUGAAGCAGAAAUAUUUAGAUUGGUAGGUUUGAAAGACUUGCAGGGGUGUUUGAUUUAAAUUUUAGCCUCAAAUGUUUGGCAGAAUAAAGUUCCAGGGAGAAAAAUCUAUACAUAAAGUUCAGAGACAUGGUUCUGAUAAAACAAGGCUUAUGAUCAGUCUUAUUAAAGGAAGAAAGAAGUUGAGAAUUUCUGUUUGUUGACCUAAUAAAAGGGUUUGUUUUUCUUAUCUUUAUAGUGCAAUUUGAGUAUCAGGAAACCAACUAUAAAUGUCACUAGAUUAUGAAAGUAUCAAUCUUAUUUGAUUAAACAAGUGUCAGUUUAUGAAAGAAUGAUAGAACAAAUCAAAUUGGAUAACAUUUUCAUAGAAAAUGAUAUUGCAGAUGUAAGUGAUUAGGAUAAAGUAAAAGUGGAAUAUUUUACCUGUUAAAAAUGGGGCAGACGACAUCAAGCAGACUUCCUCAACAAAGUGGCAUUCAUCCUCAACCGCAAAAUGAUGACAAAACAUACAUAAAUGGUCAUGGUCACAUUUACUCUUUAGUGAGAGGAGGUGCAGACAGGGACAGCCAGAAAUCACAAAAAGUAAAGAAAGUUAAAAAAGAAAAAUCAAAAGAAGUAAAAAAAGAAGGUAUUAAAGUCAAAAAUAAAACUGAAGUUUGUCGAAAUAUUGCAAGGUAUGAUUCAACAAAGCAUGGUUUGGUUGGAGAGAAAAAACAAAGUAAAUGUGAAAAAGAUUUGAAACACAAGACAGAUAGACAAGAACAAAUUAGAGAGUUAGAUGAAUCAAAAAAGGAAAAGAAAGAAGAUGAAAAGAAGGAAAGAAGUAUGUUACCACAUCAAGCGAUUGAUACAGUGUUACAUGAAAAUGAUAAAAAUGGAAAUGUAUUAAGGAGAAAAAGGAUUGAGAAACAAAAUAGUAAAAAUAGAAAUGGAAAUAUUGCAAAUUUAAAUAAACAAUUUGAAGAUUUUGUUACAAGACUGAGAAAGGAAGCUGGUAUGCCACAGAUAGCAGAUAUUCCAAAAACAGAAAAGGAGACAGAGAGGAGUAAGGAAGCGUUCAUGGACAUGUUGGCGUCGAGAUAUCCACAGUACGCUGAGAAAAUCAGCUCAACAGCGAGUGAAGACGGUUUCCCAGUACGGGGUCGAUCACGUGACCCCCGUCGCCGAGCUACUGUUGGAUACUCACAGCACAACAGGUCCAUGGAUUAUGAGGGAACGUUGUCCGAGGCAGACGGCCCUACAUUCCAUCGAGGAGGAUUUGUUCGUUCAAGUUUACCCGCAGCUCGCAGUCCACCUUCCAUCGAUAAACCUCCAGGUCUGGUAUUCCUGAUAUUCCGUGAUGAAACUAAGAAAGCCUUGUUACCCAAUGAAAUAACACACCUAGAUACAGUACGUGCCAUGUUUGUUCGCUCGUUCCCUGGUAAACUAACGAUGUCAUACCUGGAAUCACCAAAGAGGAAAAUUUACAUUCUGGAAGCAAGGACCAAUAUAUACUACCAGUUGGAAGACCUCAGGGAUAUAAAGGAUCGCACAGUUCUACGGGUUCAUGAAUGUGACAGUGAGGAGCCGCAGCGGGUUCAGGAAAAACCCGAGGUCAGAGGUCGCACAAUACAAAUUCCAGCUGGUUCUCAGGGUUUCUAUGGCACUCUUCCAUCUUCUGCAAUUACUAGUCAGGUCCAUCAAAAAGCACAGACACUGCCCUCUCAUAUGCAUCACCCUGUCUACAUGUCACAUGAUGAUAUUAGCCAAUCACCAGCCAGAACUGCUUAUGAAAGAUCAAGGUCACUGACCCCUGACCCUGUGAGGUCAGCUAAUUAUGCUCAGAACCCUAUUUAUGGAAGAAUGGGGAUCUCACCUGAGAGGCCCCCACCCCCGCAAGAUAGAGUUGGACCUCCUGACCGGCCUCUUAUAUUGCGAACCAUUCCAGAGAACAACUUGAUGAUGAAUGGCUUAAAGAAUGGGGUAGAAUAUUACGAUUAUCCGGAUGGAUACGGUCGAUCGUCGGGAGCACCGUCACCGCGGCAAGCACACAGACCAUCACCGAGACAAGCUAUGUCCCCUCCUGCAAUCCCAUCAGUACCAAGAGUUGAGCCAACGCGCAGAGCUUUCUCACCACCGCCAAAUCUACAAAACUAUGAUUACAUUCAGGUUGUACCGAGCAGUCAAGCCGCUCACAGUCAAGGGACGUACAUAGUGAAAGGUGCGCGAGCUAAUACCAUAGUAACCCCACAACGUGCCACAGUUGCCCCGCCAGCAACCACGAAAACCCCAUCUUCCCAUCAACCCCCACCUGGUCAGUCCCAGCAUAUUCCCCAGCAGUCAUGGCGUGAAAGGUCGCCAGUUGGAAGACAUUCUUUGCCACUGUCAGCGGUUCCAUACAGCGGGUCUGGCACAGUCCAUCAGCGGUCUCAGAGCUACCGGGUACCAGCCACAUCAGAUAGGGAACCGUUACUGGUUACCAGACCUCGCAGUAUGACCCCAUCCCCUUUAGACCUGCAGGAAGUUGAUACUACAAGAGACCGAAUUGACAAAAUGGAGCACCAGUUAGCACACCUUGCAGCCUGGGUCCAGACGGCAGUUGUCCAGUCAUCUGGUAGCACGGGAGCACCCUCUAGUGUCAAAAGUACAAGUAGUGUUACAUCUGAAACAAGCCCGCUGUUAGAUUCCGCUAGUGGUAAGCUUGACGCAGAGGUGAGAGGGUACGAGGAUAUUCCAGGUUUAACUGAUAUUGCAUCAGACGGCACUCCAACAUUGUCUCAGGACAUGAAGAACAACAUUCUGUCCAUCAAACAUCAGGCAGACGCACUACGGUCAGAUCUAAGGAGUUUACGCCGUCUGCAGCAGAUAAACAAGGAGUCCAUCUUGGAAACUGUUGAUGAUGCAUGGAGGAAAAUCAGGGAGGCGCUGUCGUCUGUACCUGGUGCGGAGCAUUUAUUGAUUCGUCAACAACGAAAUGAAGUUGAUGUGAUGUACAAAAUCUACCUCGAGGACAAGGCACAGGCAGAAAAGGAACUAGGAGAUUUGGAGCACGCUGUUGAAGAGUUACGAUCAGAUGUUUUGUCACGUCAGUGUCGUGUACAGAUGUGUGACGUUGAAGGAAUGGCACUGGUAUUGAGUCAUGUGACCAAACAACUUGGCGAUCUUAAAGCAAGAUUUCCCAAGCUACAGGAGAGGCUGAAGUUUGUGAUGGCAGCAGAGAUGGAGGUCAUUGUCAGGGAAGAGAAAUUUUUAAAGGAAGAACCAGAAAAACUGGAUAAUUCUCUGAAGAAAUGUAAAAAACUUACUGGAACUCUCUUCACACUUAAAAGACUGGCUUCUGUUCAGGAACACCGUCCACCUCAGGUUGUAGCACUAUCUGCCCAAGCCAAGAUACCAACUAUGGAGGAUAAGAAAGCAGUGUUACAGAAUAUCCAGGCCAUGAUACCCGAUCAUGAGGCCAGACUCCAUGGUAUAGAGGCAGCUGAAGCUGCUCGCCAAAUCAAGAAGAAGAUUACAACACAGCAGGAAUCACUGAGAUUUGGUAAAUCUUUAGAACUUGCAAGUAAAGCUUUGAAACCAUAUGGUGCUGCCCCCACGUCUCAACCCGGGGGAUCAUCCACUGCUGUCUCGCAUCAGGCAUCUAACGGAGAUGCACAUUCUUCAUCACCAUCACAGUCGGUUGCUGAUACGUCAUCUGUUAUAUCGUUUGUUAUGCCUAUAUCUACGUCCACACCCAAAAGUGCUAGUCAACAAUCUACCUCAAACACAGAAACUAGUGCAACAUCCCCUUCGAUGUCGUAUCCAGUAAUGUCUCUAAUUAGAGCUGUCUCCCCUAGAACAGAACAGUCUCAGUCAAAAGGUCAAGGUGGUGGUGAUAUGAGAAAGGUCAAAGUUCAUGAAUAUAAAGGUCAAGAUGAGGAAGGCAGAAAGAAAGAGAAGGGAAGUGAUGGCAGAAGCGGAAGGAGUGUUGAUUUCAGGUCAGAGCCUGCUGUUCUUCCAGUGUCGUCCUGUGAGACGGCUGCUCAGAAAAGAAGUGGCAAAAAGUCAGAAAAGUCUUCUGCUGUUAAAUCGUCAGAGAAACCCAAAACUACUGAAAUAAAUAAUCAAAAGUCUGCUGCUAGAGCAGCAUUUUUUAGUUCAUUGUCAUCACCACAGACACCAACAACAGCAACCACUCCAACAUCGUCUGUAUCAUUGUCAAUUGAUUCACCUACAGAAGUAUAUUCAAAGAUCUCUCCAGGUGUUAAUGUGUCACCAAUAAAAAGCAUUCCAUCAUUAGUACGUAGUUCUGCUGUGACCAUGCCAUCUGCUUCUCUCAGUGCAUCAGUCAGUCAGUCACAUGCUUCUGCAACAAAACCAUCAAGCCUUCCAGUCAGUGGAUCAUCAGUUGUGUCGUCACAGAGAUUUAGCCCCGCCUCGCCAUCAAAUUCCUCACAACAGACCACCUCACGACCAAGAACAUCAUUCACUGCCAUUCCAAAGCCAUAUUCCCCGACAAAGUCAACACCAAGUCCGCUAACACCGGAAUCGCCAAGGUACCGUAUCCCUCCUAGUCAACAAACAAUCAUUUAUUCUCAGCCAGGAAGCGGAAGCAGUAGAAGAACUCAAACUUCACAACUAAAGCAGCCAAAAGAUAUAUCUGCUCGCCCUAAGAAAGUACCCCCACCUCCACCUCCUAGGAAAAGCAGCCGGGUACCAGGCCAUGCGGUUUUGGCGGUAAAUGCAGCAACAGUGAAUGGGCAAUUAACUAAAUCAAAACAUACUGAUUCAAAAAAUUUAGAAGAAACCAGUAAAGAUCGUUCAGACAUUAUAAAACCACCUAAACAAUUUGCUAACAUUGAAUUGGACACUAAAGUGGAACGGAAAUCAAGUGUCGGAUCACUAAAACAAUUUACAACUCCAUUGCUAGAGAGUAAAAGAGAUAAAUCAUUAGAAAAAGAAAAGAGUUUAGAUAAAGAUCAGAAACCACCAGAAAUGGUGGGUAAGAAAUUUUCCGUAUCAAAUUUAGACACGGAUGACAAAUCUACGAAAAGUAUUGAAAAAGACCUUGACCUUAGUAAGGAAGAUCAAAAUGGUAACCAUGAUUUAGAAGAAAGUUCAAGAAAAAUCAUUGAUGGAAAAGUUACAAACAUUAGUGCAGAAAAGAGUAGCGAAACAAUGCGAGAUGGGAGCAUAGAAAGUACAAGUAGUUCUAGUAGUUUAGAUUCUCAACUGGAAGCAGUCUGGGUCAAACAGAAAUAUGAAUUAGCAGAUACAAGCUCUUCAGUGACACAGUCUAGUCAGGAUACAAUAGAAGAUUCAUCUGUGUCAGAGGAAAAAGAUAAGUCAAGUGAAAAUGUAACUUUUAAAAAGCCAAAACCUCCUCCGCCUGAAAGAAGGUCAAGUUUGACCUCAAAAUCGAGAACCGAAGCAGACGACGCAGCAGACGGAAAAGAUUCCAAAGGCAGCAUUGAUAGAUUAGUUUGAUGUUUAGUUGUGUUGUUAACCAUGUUUUGUCAUAAAUCUUAUAUCAUAUAAUAUUAUUUAUUUAGCAAUAUCUCUAACUUUAAAUAAUAAAUUGCUGAAGUAGCAAGGAUUGUAGUAUGGCCACACAUCAAAACCCAUUGAAAUGUCUGUUUUACUGAAAUAUGCAUAACAUAAAACAUUUAAUUAAUUUCUUUGUACCCAUUUAAGAUAUAAAAAGUAUUUGUGCUCACUUAAUGAUUUCGGCAUAACCAUAGCAAUAGUGCAUAAUUGUUUUCAUACAUGUAUAUGGUAAAAUAGCUCAACCUUACAUUAAAUGGAUGAAAGCAGAAAUAUGUUACAAUUUUUUUUUCCAGAUAGAUACACUUACGUUCAAUUACAUACUUGAUAAUGUGCAUUUGUGUUGGACCAUUUUUGCUGUUAUUCAAAUCAUCAUACCUCAGUGCAAUAUUUUUCUUUUACUUGUUAUACACUGGACACAAAGAAACAGUUUUUAAGAUGUCCUUUUCAUUCUGUGAGUUUUUUUCCUCUCUCACUUGAAAUAGUCCUUUUGCGUUACAACAAAAAAUGUUUUUAAUUUAGACUUCUUCAGUUUGCAACUAAAAAUAUUGAAGUAGAGAUUACAGCUGUGCCAGAUCAUUUAUCGAGCAUUUUGAGAACAGAAAGAGUUGUACUUUGGCCCAAUACUAUACUGCAGUUGAGAUACUAGAAUUAUAAUGUUCAGGGCCAGUAUUCAUCAAGUCUGAAAAUGUAGAGUUAAAAAUGGCAAAUUUUCAUGUUGUCACAACUUUGUUUGUAGCGCUUAUAUACUGAUGAAAUCCUACAGAGCUGUCUGUAGCGACAGAAUGAACAUUUGUGCAAAGUUUUAUUAUUCUCUGUGCAAAUUCGUCAAUUAUAGCGCAAAAACAAAAUUUAGCAUUUUAAAGUCUUAAGUUUCAGACAUUAAAUGAGCCGCGCCAUGGGAAA
Messenger RNA from Mercenaria mercenaria, 6563 nucleotides. Its product is annotated as SRC kinase signaling inhibitor 1-like. Gene Ontology annotation, molecular function: cytoskeletal regulatory protein binding. Bases 588 to 5600 code for a protein of 1670 amino acids. The transcript is spliced from 17 exons. The record is from RefSeq and is a predicted model, not a curated record. Gene Ontology annotation, cellular component: cytoplasm. NCBI's taxonomy places the organism in Eukaryota, Metazoa, Mollusca, Bivalvia, Venerida, Veneridae.